This is a messenger RNA of Naegleria lovaniensis, 366 nucleotides long. RefSeq lists its product as uncharacterized. NCBI's taxonomy places the organism in Eukaryota, Heterolobosea, Eutetramitea, Acrasida, Naegleriidae. Bases 1 to 366 code for a protein of 121 amino acids. The record is from RefSeq and is a predicted model, not a curated record. The transcript is spliced from 2 exons.
AUGAGUUUUCAAGAGGUGAAGCAUUUGCUUCAUGAUCGAUCGGGUAAAAUUGUGGAUGAAACAAGUCGGGUGUGUACUUCCUUGUUGGAAGGAUCAAAACAAGAUGAAUAUAUUUCAUCAUGUACACGAAUGAUGGUGUCUAAAUAUGAUCCGAUUGUUUCAGCCUUCGGAGAUCAAAUUAAUGAAAUUUCAAAUUCAACAACCGAUAUUUCUGUACAAAUUCAUCAAAUUGACAGACGAUUACAAACAAUGGUGCAAACACGACAAUCUUUGGAUGAAAUUCUCACGAAAUUGAAAAAGAUGGGUUUUGAAAAUGAAGCAAAAGGAAUUAGAGACACUCGGAGUUCAAAACCUCAGCAAAAUUAA